This is a messenger RNA of Dreissena polymorpha, 2656 nucleotides long. RefSeq names its product alpha-(1,3)-fucosyltransferase C-like. The transcript is spliced from 5 exons. NCBI's taxonomy places the organism in Eukaryota, Metazoa, Mollusca, Bivalvia, Myida, Dreissenidae. Gene Ontology annotation, cellular component: membrane. Gene Ontology annotation, molecular function: alpha-(1->3)-fucosyltransferase activity. The coding region runs from base 813 to 1751 and encodes 312 amino acids. The record is from RefSeq and is a predicted model, not a curated record.
UGUUUGGUUAUAAAACAGCAAUUUUUGUUCAACGGACAUGUCAUUUUAGUAACGAUUUAAAUUGAAACUAUUAAUGAACACGAAUUCACAGUAUUGAAGCGGAUUUAUUUUAAAUAAAUAACUAAAGAAAUUUGAAGCUUAAAAAAUUGGUUGUGAGAUAACAACAAUGCUGAAGCUAAUGCAGCUCCAAAACAUUGAUCGUAUAACGAAGCGAAAACAUGGUAUUGUUCUGCUACUUCUGCUUAUGUGUUUCUGCAUCGUUUACAAACAGAGUGCACGGACAAUCAUUAGAAAUCAGUGGAUGAACAUGUCUCUCAUACCGCUUAAUGACAGCAACGUGUUAUCCAACGUGUCUCUGACACCUCGUCAUGACUACAACGUAACCUCGGAAUCGCCAUCGGUGUUGAGAUCCGAAUUGAUGAUACUUUGGUACAACAAACCCGUUUGGAUCAACGACCAAAUGGCGUGCUGAGCCUUUCGCAGAGUUGUAUGUGACAGCAAGGAACGACAACUCUGCGUGGAGAUUGAUAGAUUAAAUCUACUCGAUGAAUGUAGUCGAUUAGACGUUGACGUCUCUCGAGUAAAUCAAGCACAGUCGGAGCGUCACAGACAAUCAUGAAGCUGAUUUUGCGGACCAAGUUAGAUCAGUUGCUUGUUAACAAGACUCGGGGAACGUGUCCUUACAACAACUGUUUCUCUACAACCAACAAGGCAUUGUUCAACCAAUCAGCAAGCGUGAUUUACCUCAUAAAUAGCGGUGGCAUGCCAAGAAUUCCGCCAGUUUCCGCUGUACACCGGAAUAAAGAUCAGACAUGGAGCUGCUUGUUAACAAGACUCUGGGAACGUGUCCUUACAACAACUGUUUCUCUACAACCAACAAGGCAUUGUUCAACCAAUCAGCAAGCGUGAUUUACCUUAUAAGUAGUGGUGGCAUGCCAAGAAUUCCGCCAAUUUCCGCUGUACACCGGAAAAAAGAUCAGGCAUGGAUAUUCUUCAAUCUCGAGCCCCAGACACUGUACGGAUACAACUUUGGACCAGAGUGGAACUACGUUAUGAACUGGUCCAUGAUGUAUCACAGAGACGCUGACAUCCCCUAUCCUUAUGGGACAAUAGAGCUCCGGAAUAAUAGCCAGUCGGUACUGGAUAAGAAGAACUACAGCGCGAUAUUUGACGGGAAAUCGGUAUUUGCGUCGUGGUUUGUAAGCCACUGUCAUGUACAAUCGCGGCGCGACGAAUAUGUUGAACAGAUGCAAAAAUAUGGAGUUGACAUUGACAUUUUUGGAUCAUGCUUUAAGAACCAUCGUUCACUUCCAAAAAACGACCCUCAAAAGAUCGAUAAAGUACUUUAUCAGUCCAAGUUUUAUUUGGCAUUUGAAAACUCUUUCUGCGAGGAUUAUGUUACCGAAAAGUUUUUCGAACGCUUUAAUUCAGAUACAAUUGUGGUUGUGCGUGGAGGAAUUAACUAUACAAAGUAUUUCCCACCAGGCACGUUUGUUAAUGCUGCUGACUUUGGAAACGCUAAGAAGUUAGCGGAGUUUCUAAUACGAUUUGGGAACGAUAAGGAUAAAUAUACCGCCAUGCUUCGCAGAAAGGACAUGUAUGUGUCGACGCAACCUCAACUUGAAUACUGUAAGUCUUAUUGCAAGCUGUGUGAAAUGUUAAACAAUGUGGACAAAUACCGUAAAACUUACAAAACUAUCCGGGAAUACGUUGACUCAAAACCUUGCACUGCACCAAAGGAUAUAGAAUAAUGUUAACGUUAUGAUGUUGUUACAUGAAGAGAGAGGUAUCGCAACAGCGACAGAGAGAGAACGGGAGGGAAAUAGAGGGGGAUGCACGCAUGUGAAUUAAAACUUUUAUCAUACGUGUUUAUAAAUAGUAAAGUGUAUAUUUGAUUAGAUGUAAUGCACUGAUAUCGCAUUGAUUGCUGUUUUCGAAUGGUAUCAUGUUUUAAUACAGGCUUUAUAUUUAGCAGUUGCUAUAUCAAGUUAGGGUUGUAUUCCAGUCGAUUAGUAAUUAUUGAAUUUAAUCUUUUGUUUUUAAAUAAAAGUAUGACUAUGUAGUCUUCAGCAAACUGUUUCACAGAACAAACUUUUUUACAUUGAUUAAUGUGUUCAUACUAUUGGUAAUUAUAGUUGAACGUUAACUUAUUGAUUUGUAAUGCUUAUAACUAGAAAUAACAUAUCUUUAAACAGUAUGUUUUGCAUUAUUACAUACAUCGGUACGCAUGCAUAGCUUAGAAAUGGUCCUGUGGAAUCCCAAAGACACCAAGUAUUGGUUAUCGGCCCAGGAAACGGACUCGAGAGCGUAUCUAUAAGCCUGAGGCUUUCGAUGCAAUCGAGCAUAAAUUAAUUGGUUUAAACGAUAAAUGGUAAUUGAUAUUUGAACAGUUAUAUUGUGAAGGAUGCAUCACCUUUUAUUUCAGUAAAUUCCUUAAUAAUUAAUUUCUUAAAUAAAACAAAUAGUAAUAUAUCAAUUGUUCCAAGAAACGUUAUGUAAAUCCAACAAUUAUGUUGCAUAUUAAGUUAUAUCAGGAUUGUAAUAAAUCAAAGCUAUUUGAACAUUUAUAUUGUAAAGGAUGCUUCACCUUUUAUUUCAGUAAAUUCCUUAAUAAUUAAUUUCUCAAAUAAAACAAAUAGUUAUAUAUCAAUUGUUC